AUGGACUUCUCCGGCUCCGGUCCCCUCGGGCCACCCGGCUCUGUCAUGCCCAAGGCGGAGGACAGCCCGAAAGACCUCAAACCGACGACAAAGACUCUCAAUCGCGUCCCCCGUGCCUGCAAUGCUUGCAGAAAACAAAAGAUGCGCUGCGAGGGUGCAGACAACCCGCCGUGUCGCAGGUGUCGCCAUGCCGGGCUGGAGUGUCUAUUCGAGAAGCCAAGCAGAGAGGCCUCUUUGACUGGUGAAGCUGGGCUUGAACGCAUACGGAGCCUUGAGAACCAAGUAGCCGACGUUCGGCAAGGACAGAUUAAUAUCCAGAACACACUGGCCGAGAUCGUCGGCGUCCUACGCGGAGGUCCCCCUCCCCAUAUGAUGCCUAAUGGGCCCUACCCGCAGCCUCCGUACACGCAUCCUUCUCCCAGCGUGCAUUCUGCCUCUCCUGCACUCUCAACUCCGUCCACUGUUCGGCCCCCGCUUGAUCCGCAAGGUCAUCCCGUUAUGGCUCCGAAUCAGGUCUACCAUGGCCAGCCCACCUCACCCACCGCUCGGGGCCCACAAGACGGCCCACCAGGACAAUAUCCGCACCAACAACCGUACCCCAUUCCAGUUGGCAUGCAUCCGCCUAUGCUCCCUCCAUUCUACAACGAGUCGAUGGGCCCGCCUCGUGGCCCGCCCCCGCAGCAGGCUCAACAGCAGCAGCCACCACAGAACGUAUCGUCGCUUCGCAAUAACCUGGAUCCGCAACUCCGCACCGCCGGCAUGAAGCGUCCUAUUUCCAGCGCCAUCAGCGCCAAUUCAUCCGACGUGGACGACGAGCAGGGUGAGCUACCCGCGUCUGGCCUGACAGCCCCAUGGGAAGUUCUCCGCGGACUUGCAGACGUCGCAAUUCAACGAGCGGCCAAAGAGAACGGUGAAUACAGUGAGCCUCCCAGUCGAGCCCGCUCGCCCGUAGAUGGACCAGAUGGCCGGCCUGCCAAGCGUCAGAAGACGAGCGCCUUGCCGAGGCACGUCGUCUUCCAAGACGUGGUAUCGAAGGGUAUAAUAUCGGAGGCCGAAGCGCGGGAGUUGUUCAGGAUCUACUAUCACGGCUGUUCGACAUUCCUGCCCAUAUUUGACAGCAGUCGAGACACAUAUGAUUCGUUGCACGCGCGCUCUCCCUUCGCAGUCAAUGCCGUGUGCAUGGUUGCAGCUCAAGUACGUGAUGGUGGAGGUAAACCUAGCGAUGUGUACAAGGCUUGCCUGGCUGAGGUCCAAAGCAUCGCUUGCGCAACCUUAUUCUCUCCGGUGAUCCGGUACGAGGCGGUUCAAGCCAUGGUUCUCAUCGCUGGUUGGUCUGAGAAUGGUUGGCUCAGCGGAGGCCACGCGGUGCGGAUGGCGAUGGAGCUGGGUAUGCACAAGGCGUGGCCCCGUCUUGUGAAGCGAAUGGACCAAGGAAAGCAUGGCACUGGCCAGGAAGACGUCGACCUCAUCACCGCGACUCGCACGUGGUUCUGUCUGUACCUAUUUGAGCAUCAAUUGUCUUAUGGUACUGGACGGCCCGCCAUCCUCAAAGACGACGAGAGCAUCUGGAAAUGUCGCUUGCUUCUACACCAUCCGUUAUCUAUUGAAGACGACAUGCGCCUCGUUUCGACAGUCGAGCUCAUGGCAAUUCGCGAGCGUGUACACAAUCUGCUGGCUCCUCUCGCUAACGAGCCUUUGGACGACCGGACGUUCAAACCUCUUCACAUCGCCCGCGACGAGUUCAAGAAGUGGUACCAGACUUGGGACACGCACUUCUCGACGAAGUAUGAGAAUGCUGCCUUCUAUCGCCAGAGUCUUGAGAUCCAACACCUUCACGCGGACCUCUAUCACACUGCGACGGCCCUCAAGGGCAUCAACGGUCCGGAAGACGUUCAGAAUAUGUCUGAAUUGCAACGUUCCCUAGCCAUCAAUGCGAUUCACACUGCACGUCAAUGCUUAGAGAUAUCCUUGUCCUCGCCCGCGUACCGUGAGGGCAUGAAAUACGCUGUCCAUUACACUCACGCCACCGCCACGUUCACUGCUUCGUUCCUACUCCGUCUAGGGCGCUUAUUCCCUGCCGAAUGCGAUAUGCAACAUACCCGCGCCCUUGUUGAGCAACUGGCCGCCCUAAUGUCCGAGAUACCUGGCAAGCGCUACGCACUCACGUUGCAACUCAUGCUCAAGCGUUCAACCCGCCGUGGCUCCGUCGUCGGACAUGGCCAUCGUGGUAGCGUCAGCUACGGCAAGAUGGCCGUCGAUCGUCCCUCAAACCUUUCUGUGGCCCAAGUGAUCAAUAAUUCGCCGACGCCAGUUUCUCCGACGAGCUCCUACGAGGUGGUGCCUCAGCAACACGGUGGCCCGCAACAGUACACGCACCAGCAGCAGAUGCCGAUGCACCCUGCUCAUCAGCAGGUGCUGUACCAGGCGCAACAGGGUCAUACGCCCAACGCAGACAACAUCUGGCGCGGAUUCGAACAGACUUCGAGCGAGCAACUUCCUGUUUGGCUCUCCGAUCAAAGCCUUGGCGGCAACUCUUUCUCGCAGAGCGGCAUUGAUGCGUUCCUCCUACCCAAUGAUUACCUACCGCCCGCUCCCCAGAUUUGGUAG
This is a messenger RNA of Peniophora sp. CBMAI 1063, 2607 nucleotides long. Lineage: Eukaryota; Fungi; Basidiomycota; Agaricomycetes; Russulales; Peniophoraceae. The record is from the annotation of a GenBank genome assembly.